Pelagomonas calceolata is the source of this 848-nucleotide messenger RNA. Lineage: Eukaryota; Pelagophyceae; Pelagomonadales; Pelagomonadaceae. The record is from the annotation of a GenBank genome assembly.
GCGCGUGGCAAGUCGUGUGCGCGGCCGCGUCGUCGUCGGCGACCGUUUUUGUUCACUGCAGACUUAGCCCGCAACCACCCGCAAUACAUACAGCACGUACCUUGAACGCUGCAGACUCGUGCGGUUCGAAGAGGCUUUUGUCAGGAGAGGCUGUGGCUUAGCCCCCAAAGCGUCACCGCGCGCCGUCGCCGCGACCAGCGAUGACGUCCGCCGCGACCCGCAUCCUCCGGGCGCGCGGCCACUUCGAGGUCCUCGGCCUGCCGCGGGAGCAGUGCACGUCCGCGGCCGUGCGCGCGCAGUUCACGAAGCUCGUCAAGGAGGUGCAUCCCGACAAGUGCAGCCACCCGGACGCCGCCGCGGCCUUUCGCCGCUUGCAGGCCGCGAACGACGCGUUGAAGGCGACGGGCUCGCGGACGCGCCACCUGCUGCGCGAGCAGCGGCGGCCGCCGGACCGGCCGAGCGCCGUCGCGCCCCUGCUGGAGACGAUCGGCUCGACGCGCGUCCUCGCCGCGGCGGCGGGCUGUUUGGUGCUGGCGGAGGUCUGCCGCAUCGCCUUCGGGGAGGACGCCGUCGCCGUCGAGCCCGUGCGUCACCUCGUGCCGCCGGAGCGCGAGCCGACGCGGGCGCCCCUCGCGCCCGCGUUCUCGUCGACGGCGGGGCUGCCCUACGAGGGCCACUCGAAGGAGGUCAUCGGCGCCAAGGUCGCCGCCGGGCUGGAGAAGGCGGCGGCGCGACGGCGCGAGCGGGUCGCGGAGCCGCCCGUGGCCACGCGGUCGGACCUGCGGCGGCCGGCGCCGAUGGCCCGGAACAAGCGUCCGAGCCAAUCUGUUAAAUAAAGUUGUGUUUUU